This is a messenger RNA of Prunus dulcis (almond), 1704 nucleotides long. Its product is annotated as ubiquitin-like modifier-activating enzyme 5. Gene Ontology annotation, cellular component: cytosol; cytoplasm. Gene Ontology annotation, biological process: protein ufmylation. NCBI's taxonomy places the organism in Eukaryota, Viridiplantae, Streptophyta, Magnoliopsida, Rosales, Rosaceae. The transcript is spliced from 14 exons. The record is from RefSeq and is a predicted model, not a curated record. Gene Ontology annotation, molecular function: UFM1 activating enzyme activity. Bases 220 to 1500 code for a protein of 426 amino acids.
UCCACUCAGAGUCUCAGUGUAGCUCUCUAGGCUCUAGCAAUGCGGCAACAGUGAGAGCUGCCUCCAAUUUGGCAAAAAAGAUCCACAACGGUAAAGUGCUAGUAAACGCUAGCAAGAAAGGAAGCGAUUCUAGCGAAGCGAAUUUAAGAAGGUUUUUUUCCUCCGUAAAUUAAUUAUCAAAACACAGAGAUUCAGCUGCGGCUUCGAUCGAGAGGGGCAAUGGAGGUGGAACUGAAGGAGAUGCUUAACGACCUCGAAUCUCUGAAGAGAUUGCUAACUGAUCCUUCUCAUCAUGCUCCAAUCGAUCAGCUACAAUUGCGUGUGGAACGCCUUACUAGUCUUGCAAGUUCUGGACCUGUUCGACGUUUGAAAGUGAAGGAUAUGAGUGCCGAGGUGGUAGAUAGCAAUCCCUACAGUAGGCUUAUGGCACUUCAGAGGAUGGGUAUUGUGGAAAACUAUGAAAGAAUACGGGACUUCUCAGUUGCCAUUGUUGGAGUAGGCGGUGUAGGAAGUGUAGCAGCUGAAAUGCUAACAAGAUGUGGUAUUGGUCGCCUUUUGUUGUAUGAUUAUGACAAAGUAGAGUUAGCUAACAUGAAUAGGUUAUUCUUUCGACCAGAGCAGAGCGGUAUGACAAAAACAGAUGCUGCUGUACAGACCCUUUCAGACAUAAAUCCUGAUGUUGUGCUUGAGAGCUAUACACUGAACAUCACAACAGUGCAAGGUUUUGAUACCUUUAUGUCCAGUUUAAAAGAUAAAUCAUUCCGCCCAAAUAAAGAAGGCAGUGGAGUGGACCUUGUGUUAAGCUGUGUUGAUAAUUAUGAAGCAAGAAUGGCUGUUAAUCAGGCUUGCAAUGAACUGAAUCAGACAUGGAUGGAGUCUGGUGUGUCUGAGGAUGCUGUUUCAGGCCAUAUUCAGUUGCUGAUUCCUGGUGAAACUGCCUGUUUUGCAUGUGCACCACCUUUGGUUGUAGCAUCUGGAGUGGAUGAACGUACACUUAAGCGGGAAGGGGUUUGUGCUGCAUCUUUACCUACUACUAUGGGAGUUGUAGCUGGGCUUCUAGUCCAAAAUACACUAAAAUACUUGCUGAACUUCGGAAACGUCUCCCCAUACUUGGGAUAUAAUUCUCUUAAAGACUUCUUCCCAACCAUGGAAAUGAAGCCAAACCCUCAGUGUUCAAAUUUUGCUUGUCUAGAACGGCAGAAAGAAUUCUUGCUUGUAAAGCCAGCUAGGGAUGCUGCACUUAAAGCAAAGAUGGAAGCUGAAGCAUCAUCAUCAGUUACAGAAUGUCCACUUCAUCUUGAUAAUGAAUGGGAAAUAAGUGUCGUUGAUGAUAGCGAGCCAGAUAGGAUAGAGGCCAAAAGUGCAGAUGCUCUACCAGAAGGUCUUGUUCGCGAGCUUCCCAAUGCAGAUGAGUUCCAAAAAUCGCCUACUGAAGCCGCAGAUGCUACUAUUGAUGACCUAGAAGAUCUCCGGAAGCAACUCGAGGCCCUUAAUUCUUAAAUUAUCAUAUAUUUUUUUUAUUUGUAGCCCUCUUCGAAAUUGAUGUGUAGCUUCAUUGUUUCUAACUUUAUAGUCGCACCCUGAAGUGAGGGUGUACAUGAGGUGGAUAAUACUAAUCUCCAUACAUGCAAGACAGUUUUCUGAGUGUUACAGUAUCUGGGAUUUUUGGUUUAAUUCUCAAAUUUAUACACCUUGCAAUUUAAA